This is a messenger RNA of Phytophthora sojae, 2193 nucleotides long. RefSeq lists its product as hypothetical. Bases 1 to 2193 code for a protein of 730 amino acids. Lineage: Eukaryota; Oomycota; Peronosporomycetes; Peronosporales; Peronosporaceae. The transcript has a single exon. The record is from RefSeq and is a predicted model, not a curated record.
AUGCUCACGUCCGUCGUCCGCGCUCGCCGCCAACGUCGGCAGACGAGCACACGAAAGGAGUCGGACCUCCAGCUAGCCGAACAAUCGCCACUAUCGGGACGAUCAACGAGGCCCCCGUCGGCCAAUCUUGCUCUAGUCGAACCACGUCCACCGUUGACGAAGGAGCGGAUCAAAGAGCUGUGGUUGAUUUUACUUGCGAAACUGGUUCGCCUAUCGCGGCUUCGACAACUGAACGGCAUCAACGCAGAGAAGGCGCUCUUCCGUAAACGUGAGCAAAUGUCGAUGGGCUCGCGCGUGAAGCGGUUGGAGGAGAACACGUCGCAUCUGGAUGAAUCGCUGGAGUAUCUUGAGCGCCACAUACAGGAUAACAGUUCAGCCAUUAACGCUCUGGACGAAAGUAUCGUGGAGCUCCAGCCAGUUGUGGACAGGGUUCAAAAGAUGGAGCGAACGCAGAAGUCACAGGCGCGGACGAUCGUUGAUAUCGAGGAAAAGGUACAGGAACUGGACGUGGAAGUCCAGCGGCUACGAACAUCAGCACGUCGCAAUAACUCCGUGUCCUCAAAUGUGACGACGGCGGUGACCAACGCGAUCUCAGCGCAGCUCCAGGACGUCACUGCGAAGUUCUCCAACCAAGCUUCGGCCUUUGAGGCGUCCGAGAAGCGGCUAACUCAAGUGAGCGAGACUGAGAUUCCAGCGCUCCACGACAAGAUCGAGUUCUCGCUGUACACUCUGCGGCAGGAGGCCGAGCAGCGCACGAACGAGGCCGCAGUGGAGCUCCAUAAGGUGGUCGAGCAGCUGCAGAAUUCCCAGCGUGUUUCGAACGGCAACCAGCUUCUCCGCAUCAUCGACUUCUGCCACCGCAUCUACCACACUUUGCUCGGAAUAAGCGGCGCUAUGCUUCAGUCAGUCGAACUGACUAGGGCGGAGCAGUCAGCGAAGAAUCCCUCCCGCACUGCUCUCGACGUGGGCAUCGAGCUGCUCCACGGAAUCUUCACGCACUUGAUAACGAACUGCAAGUCGCUCUUCUCGCACGAAGAAGUUGAGUCCGAGAUCGACUUCCUGGUAAAUGCAGCGAUGGAUUUCCAGAAGCAGCUUGAAAAGCUCAAAGGCCAGGCAGCUAUGGCGAAGGCGGCCGCGCAUGCACUUGAAACCGGUGGCAACAACGAGGGCCACGACUCCACUCCCACACCGACGAGCCAGAACUCAAGCUUCGACGACCACCUUGUAUUCAUCACCACUACCAAGUUGAAAGAGCUGGAGGUGGCUCUGAUCACUCGAGAGACCCAAAAGGAAGGCAACCAGGUGCCAGAGUUGACGCUCUUCAUGCAUGACGCAGUGGUUCAGGUUCGCGCCGUCCUCUUCUUGCUGUUAUUGCAUGCCGAAGCGACGAGCUCACGCCAUCACGUCGAAGAACUCCGCACCUCACACGCAGUCGUCCAGAGCAAGGUCGACGAGCAUAGUUUCGCUAUUGGUCAUCUCGACUCCACCAUCGCGCUGGUCAAGAUGAUGAACACUCGCCUUGACAGCUUCAUGGAGCUGUCGUUCGCCUACGCUAAAGAGGAGGACGUCAAGAAGUCAAUCGAGGAGCUCAUGACUGCCAACAACGACAUGCGGAAUCUACUUACCACGGGCCUGGAUGCAACGCGCAGCGAAACUCUUGAGCGCGACGGACUGCUCGGAGAGGAGAUGAACCAGCUCAUUGCACGCGUGAGCAAGAAACUCGACAAGGACGAGCUGCUCUGGACCCAGGAGGUUCUUGAGCGGCAGGUGCAGAACGUGGCAAACUCUUCUCUCGAUGAGCACGACCUCAUCGAUAUCCACCGCCGUCUUCGACGCAAGGUCGACAAGAAUCAGCUCAAGUCGCUUCUCCAAGGCCACCGCGGGCGGUUGGAGCCCGGAACGAGCUUCGCGAGGAGCAUAACCAGCAUUGCCACCAUUGACGAAGGUAGUCCGAAGUCGGCUCCACUCAUUGGCGCCAAGUGCAUUUCGUGCCAGGGAGAGCUCCCUCCAACGAAGGCCAUGAUCAAAAAUGUCGUCCGCGAUGAAGUGAUGCACGAACUCGCCAAGUCUCGAGCGCAGAAGCUCCCACCGUCUUCUGUAGCUGCCUUCAACGCCUCCAGCCACCGAAGCAUGGACGCGUUCAAGAAGGAGCUCCUCCUGGCAUCGCUGCAACAACAGAAAAGCAAACAAUAA